CGACGGGUUCGCGGCGGGGAGCUGCCAGAACGUCUCGUCGGGCAUGGCCUACUUCGCGUCCCAGGACAGGGUGGGCUACAUGAGCCCGGAGCAGAGGGAAGGGCUGGAUCGCAUGCUCGCGUCGGAGGCCGUCACCCGCCACAUCGCCGAGUCCGGCGUCGACCCCAGCAAAAUCUUCUUUGCUCCACCCACUAUAUUUGGUAGCGCUGAUGGCACCCCCAGUGAGUCGAAUGACUCUGCGAAGAUGGAGGAUAUGGGGCCACUGCAUGAGGCAGCAUGCACGGGGAAAUUGGAUACAUGCCAAUACUUGGUGGAGCAGCUUGGGUUUGACAUCAACACUGAAGCUAAUGACGAUUCAGGCAUGACACCUUUGGCUUGUGCGGUGCUGCGUGGUGAAUCAGUUACUGUGGAGUAUUUGCUUGACAAAGGUGCUGAUCCCAAUAAGCAAGACAACAAAAGAUUUACUCCUCUGCACCACGCUAUAAAAGAAGGGAAUAACCGAAUGGUACGACUCUUGCUCUCUAAAGGAGCCAGCGUUGAUGUAUUCUCUUCUGAAGGGACACCACUUCAUAUCGCUGCCUCGUAUGGGAAAUCUGGCAUGAUGCAGAUUUUAUUGCAGCACAAUGCUGAUGUAAUAAAUAUAGGCACACCCAUGGCUGCAGCUCUUUGUGUUGCUUCUGGAAGAAUUACCGAGUCUGAUGCUUUAAAGUGCAUGAAGCUCCUUGUCAAGUAUAUUACUCCACAGGCUAGUGCCGAUUUGAAUUGUGCAAAUCCUGAUACUCCAUUGGUGGUAGCAACUAGCAAAGGCUUAUGCGAAUGUGUUGAGUAUUUGUUGGAGGUCGGCGCAGAUGCCAAUAUUCCAAGCAAUCAUGACCGUAUGCUACCAAUAGAAAUGGCUGCAAACUCUGGAAGAAGAAUGCUUGUCGAGAUUCUAUUUCCUUUCACUUCACCCAUUCAAUCUGUGUCAAACUGGAGUGUUGAAGGAAUCAUUGCCCAUGCAAAGUUAAGACAUUCAAACAAGGGUAAGCAAAGUGAUAAAGAUAGCAAAGUUCAGCUGAAAUUGAAUGCAGAAGUAACAACCAAGAAAGAGGACUCAUGUGCACCAAAGAAGCCCUGUGUCAAGGACAAGGGAGGUGAUAAAGAUAAGAAGGCUGAACUGAAAUUACUCGGUGCAAAAGCAGUCGAGCGGAAGGACUAUGCUGGUGCAUUAAAAUUCUACAGUGAGGCAAUCAAAGUGGAUCCUGAAGAUGCAACGCUUUAUUCCAACAGGAGCCUUUGCCAUCUAAAGAGCGGCGAAGCGCAUGAUGCUUUGGCUGAUGCCAUUGCAUGUGUAAAUCUGCAGCCCGAUUGGGCGAAGGGUUACUAUCGGAAGGGAGCUGCCUUCAUGUCGCUCAAGGAGUAUGAAGAAGCAUGUGAUGUAUUCCUGGCUGGAGGGAAACUGGACCCUGCAAGCGUAGAGAUUCGUGACGCAUUUUGGGAGGCGGUCGGGGCAAUGAAGAAACAACAUUCGGACAGACAAAGUGCGGGCUCUCGGUCUGAUUAGAGCUUUCGUGGGCGGUUGAUGCAGCCAUGCAGGGUUCAGUUUUUUUCAGGGUGUUCCUCCUGUUUUGUGUACGUGUGACGAAUUCGCCUUCUCCCUUUUGGUUCUAAAAGCGCGCCGAGAAGUGGUGUUGGCCAUGCAGGGUUCAGUUCGGUUCAGGGUGUUCCUUUAGAAUGUGUGUGUCGUCCCUUGGCACAUACGUGUGAUGGAUGAGACGUUGUUCUCCUUAUUACUGAGAGACGUUAAUUAGGUUGCAUGAUGAAAGCUUGAGCUAAGCUCAAGUGUGUAUCUCGUCACAAACUUAAAAACGCAAAUUACCUGAAAUUCGCGGCUCGAAAGCAUCCAUCCUCUUCCUAGAGGCUGGUAGAUAGUACAAUUUAACUUCUUAGUUUCUGGGCACUAUUGUAGAAGAUCUGAAUUAUGUUGGGCAUCGCCUUUUGCUCCGAGGUUAGUAGCGCGAAUCUUCGGGCUACCGCGGCGUCCGCGAACGCCCCUCCGGUGCCUACUACGUCGAGAUCGGUCUGACGACGUCCGCUUCGG
This is a messenger RNA of Hordeum vulgare subsp. vulgare (domesticated barley), 2080 nucleotides long. Its product is annotated as ankyrin-3-like. NCBI's taxonomy places the organism in Eukaryota, Viridiplantae, Streptophyta, Magnoliopsida, Poales, Poaceae. Bases 44 to 1543 code for a protein of 499 amino acids. Gene Ontology annotation, molecular function: protein binding. The record is from RefSeq and is a predicted model, not a curated record. The transcript is spliced from 13 exons.